Messenger RNA from Daucus carota subsp. sativus, 822 nucleotides. RefSeq lists its product as uncharacterized. The coding region runs from base 132 to 677 and encodes 181 amino acids. The transcript has 3 exons. The record is from RefSeq and is a predicted model, not a curated record. Lineage: Eukaryota; Viridiplantae; Streptophyta; Magnoliopsida; Apiales; Apiaceae.
AUCACAAGGAAAAGUACUGAUUAAUAUAUUCAAGCAACUAAAAAAUAGGUAGAAAAAGUUUGUGGGCGGAUGGGAACCAGUUGUUUCAAAGAUUGCAUAUAAUCUUCCGCGGAAGCAAGCACACAUAUAUAAUGGCUUCCUUAUCCUCAUUAUCUCUCUGCAAAUCAAAUACAAGAACAUUAAUAUUGAAUGAUUCAAGAAUCAUUAACAAGCCACACUUUAAAUCCCACAUCAACACAUCAACUAUUUUCAACAAGCAGAGGAAGACAAGGAAUCAAUUGUCAGUAGUAGCUGCUACAGAAGGCUCUGCAAAAAAAUCUCAACAAGAAGACCAACAAACACCCAUUCCCUCAUGGGCUCAGCCAGAUUCAGAAGAGCCACCUCCUUGGGCCAGGAACGAAGCCCAACUCCAAACUUCUUCAGCUUUUGAAUUGCCAUUUUAUGUUUACUUGCUUGCUUCUGCUAUCACUGCUAUUGCUGCUAUUGGGUCUGUGUUUGAGUACAUUAAUCAGAAACCUGUUUUUGGAGUGUUGGGUACAGAGAGCAUUUUUUAUGCUCCAAUUCUUGGCUUCUUUGCAAUUACUGGCAUACCCACUUCUGGAUUUUUGUGGUAUAAAUCUGUUGAAGCUGCAAAUAAGGAGGCAGAGGAACAAGACCGUAAGGAUGGGUAUCGCUAAAGCUGAUCACAGUUUAAGUUUGUAUGUGUGAAUAUGAAAUCCAUGUAAAACCUGAUUAUUAUCAUGUAAGGCAAGAGUUUAAUGUUCUUCCACAUUCAAGUUUUACAAUUACUUCAUCAUAAUUGGUAAUGCUUUAGUUCUUGCA